AUGGAAAGAACUCUCAGUUAUAGAGAAGAUACAGAAUGUCGCCUGUUUUCCAAUAACAGUGACGAUGAAAUUGGAUGCGACCAACAAGAUCAAGAUAGCUUAGACGACUUCGUAUCGUUUCCUACAAUUCCAGACCCAGACCAAGAACACUCCAAAACACUCACCAAGAUAUUUUCCAAGACGCUUCGUAAGGUGACAUCGAAUGCAACUCAUCUUGUGCAAAAUUAUUCGUCUCCUAAGUCACGUACAGCUAGUAGAAGUAGCUAUCAUGAUAGGUUUCCCGAGAGCCCGGUUAGAAUGCCAAUCUUGACUACCACGGCGGUAAUACAACCAGAAGCCGAUAAGAUAAGCCAAAUGACUAUGGAUAAUGUAUCUACAAUGUCGUCUCGGUUAUCUAGGGUAUCAUCGCCAGCAAUAGAGACGUCGUCUGUUACACCACAGAUUAGAGUGUCGGGACUCAAAUCCACCGAAAACGUAUCCAAAUCUCCUAGUAAUUCAGACUUGAUGGGCAUACCAGGUAUGUCUAAUAAUAGCAGAGAUGACAUUUUACAUCCGAAUAUCUCAAAUCAACAACCAAUGCAUAUAAGGUCUAGCGUUGCUCGCACGGACGUUCCCAAAGUUAAAUCUGACAAUAAAAGUUUACGUUUGUCCAGUAUGAAAGCUCCUCAGCUAUCACAUUUAUCCAUGAAUAAUAGUGCUACAAGUUCAGUUAUCAGCAUAAGUGCUAUUGCUAGUACUGACAAAGGUGAGACUCCUAUAAAUACUAGAAAGUCAAUCCAUAAAGCACUGCAAUCUACACCCUCAAUAGCUUCAAAUGCCAUGGGAUAUAAUAAUGUUAAUAACAAUAGUACUAAUAGUAUUUCACAGAAAGAAAAGCAAAAGAUUCUUCAGAACAGAAUUUCUUCAAUUUUCAAUAAUUUGCCAAACGACAUUGAGCUAUCUGAAGAUUCUGCAUCAGAUUUGGAAACGAUAAAUAAUGUUAGUAUGUCACGAUCUACCAGCGAUGCAAAUAUCGCAUCGAUGGAUAUUCAUGAUAAUUUACUAGCUGGGGAAAAAGAAGACAAAUCACCCAUAUCACACCGUUCACAGAAUGUACAAGAAUAUUCGCCAACACCUGUGGCUUUCAGUAAUUCCAAAAAUAUGCACGAUAGAACCAACAAGAAAAAAGGCUCUUCCAAUAUCCCUGGUUUGUUACUAGGUAAUGCAAAAUCUAUCAUAAAUAGUAAUAUAGCAGGAUCAGUUGUAUCAUCAGCAUCUUCAAUUGUUACGCCGAGAAGCAAAAAUAAAAAGAAGAAGAAGCCUAGAAAAUCAUCUGAAAACCCAUUGAAAAAUGGAGGCAUACCCAAACAAUAUUGGAUGAAUGAUUCCUUUGUUUCUGAUUGUCUAAAUUGUUUCAAACAGUUUUCUGCUUUCAGGCGGAAACACCAUUGCCGCUUCUGCGGGCAAAUAUACUGUUCUGAUUGUACGCUAUUCAUUUCAUACUCUAGACAUAAGGAAGAAAGAAAAAUGGGAAAAAAAUCUGAGAAAAAGCAUUUUAAUGAUAAAUUAAGAGUUUGCAAGGGAUGCUAUAAUGAUGUUAUUGUUUAUUUAAGUGAUGACUCAACAUCUUCUUCCUCUAACUCUGAUAAUGAUUUAGAUAGUGCAAUUUUUGAAGAAAAUGAAACGCAGGAAGACACCACAACUCCGCAACACCAAUUGUCGAGAAUACGCUCUUUAUCAAUUAGUUCACGACGUGAUAGCUUGAUUAAUGAGGCAAAUAUAAAGAAUGCAAAUAAAAGCUUCAUAAAUAAAGACUAUAAGUCAAUUCUAGAUAAGCCAAAUAAUUCCAUAACAGAAUAUCCAAGUAAUGAUGAUGCGGAUUACUCAAUAAACGGUCGCAAGCAAUCCUAUCCGGCUAACAUUGAUCAUAAUAAUAUGAAACCAUAUAUUAAACAGGCACCUCAAAUGGCAAUUCCAGCCACUAGAAAAGGCGAAGCCGUUGAAAUUCCUAUCCCUAAAAGUUCGUAUACGAAUAGCAUAUUAUCUCACUCAAAUAAUAUUGGUGGUGAUGCUUCCGCUUUAAGUCCAAGUAAUGAGCCGCUUGGCUACAAUACUACUUCAUGGUUUAAGAAUUAUACCCAUUUAAAGAAUUAUAAACUCCCAUCGUCUUCCGAAUCUAGGCCUAAUAGUUUUAAUAGCCAUAUGUAUAAUUCAUUUUUGGGAAAAAGAAAAGGCAGCAGAUAUAACAAACCUUCUACAGACCAAUCUGAUUAUCAUUCUUUGAAGACGAGGAGUAGAAGAACAGACGUAUUUCAACUCAAUGAUAUAGAUACAGAAACCAGUAAUGAAGAAGAUGAAGGUAAUCAUGAAGAUAUUGAGAGUGAAAAUGAAGACGAACAAGUCAUGUCAUUAUACUCUUCCUUGAACCAUAUUGAUUCUAAUAAUUCGACCACUACUUCUGCUUUAUCUCCACGUCAACCUGUGUCACAUACACUUAUUCUGUCAAAUACAGUUGUUCCUACGUUGGGUGAAUUUCCCACUAUGUUCGCUAAUGAGAAACUAUUCCAGAGAAAUUUUGCAAAGGGUAAUACGAAAUCAUCACCCUUGAUUUCAAAAUUAUUUCAGAAUAGUACCAGCUCGAUUGGAAGCGGUACAAUUACUAAUUCUAACGACUCUCAUAGCAAUAAUGGUCAAUCGUCAUUCCCAUUUCUUGAUGAAAAGCCCAGCGAUAAUUUACGAUCUCAUGAAAGGGCGCAUGCAUCGCUAUUAAGAAUGAGAUCAAGACGAAAGAGCAAAUCAGUAAGGAAUGUUCUGAUCUUAACUCAUAAUAACAAUAAGCUUCAAGGCCUUGACACGUCUCUUCUUCAAGGCCAAUCACCGGUGUCAACACCUACUUCUCCAAGACCUAUGUCUCAAUCAUCAUCCAAUAUGGCAUCGAACUUAACGAAGGGCUUGUCAAAUGAUGAUACACCUACAUUUAUGGCGAAUUCCAAGCCUAAUUUGUCGGCUUCAAGUGUUCCAGUCUUAUCCGGUUCGUCGCCAAUGCAGCUUAUUUCCCCUAGUAUAUCUAAGAAUGAUCCAAAUCAUGGUAAUGACAAAAGCCUUUUAAAUAGGACUGCUGAUAGUUCAUAUGCAGACAUUGAAGAUACCGCUAGUAUACGAAAAGAUAUUUUAUCCAUGAAUGACAUGCAUAAUACUGAUCUCAAACCAAAAGAACUCAUAUACAAAGAUUACUUAGAUUCAAUAAUGAAGCAAUGCUUAGAGGAUUGCGAAAUAAAGGAAGACCAGGAGAGAUGGUGUAAAGCAUUAAAGAGAGUUCUCUCCUACAUCAGCUACAUUAAAUUAACUGACACGAUAGAUAUUAGACAAUAUGUAAAGAUAAAGAAAAUUUUAGGUGGAACAAUUGAAGAGACUAAUGUCAUUGAUGGUAUGUUUGCAACAAAAAAUAUAGAUUCGAAAAGAAUGUCUUCAAAAAUUGAAAACCCGAAAAUAGCAUUGCUUAUGUUUCCAUUAGAAUAUUUAAAACAGAAAGAACUGUUCAUUAGUUUGAGAAUAGUUCAUUCUCAGCAGUCAGUUUACAUAACAAACUUAGUAUCACGUUUAGUAGCGUUGGAACCAGAUAUCAUUAUUGUCGGUGAUUCUGUUUGUGGGUUGGCAGAAAAGCUAUUAAUUGAAGCAAAUAUAACGGUAAUUUCAAACACCAAACCUCAGGUUAUUGAGCGAAUCUCGCGGUACACCAAGGCAAACAUUUUCCAGUCGAUCAAUGAUUUAUUUUUCAAAAAGGGAUCAUUAGGUACUUGUGAGAUGUUUGAAGUAAGAAAAUACUUGUACCAGGAUGUUGUUAAGAGUUUUAUUUUCUUUAUUGGGGGCGAUAUUGAAUCUGGAUUUACCAUUGCAUUGAGAGGUGGAGAAGAAAACGUAUUGAAUAGCGUAAAGUAUACUGCAGAGACUUUAAUCCUUGGUGUUUUAAAUUCAAAAUUUGAGAUCAGCCUAUUGGAGAAUCAUGCUAUAUCUAUUCUAGAUAAAAACAAAGAACCUUCAGAUGCAGAUUUGGCAAUUCAAGAAAUUCAAGAAAUUGACGAUGAAAGGAAUUCAAAUUACCUGGGUGAACAUAAUGCAUGCGAAGUCAUUAUGGAUAACUUGGAAGUUAAACAAUAUGUCAAGCUUUUUUCAGAACGGAAGUUGAGUGUUUCGCCAGCUGUGAUAGUUAAGUUACCAACCGCAUUGGUAAAUACAAUUACUUCAUACAAGAAUUUUUUUGAUUUCUUUAAGAAGGACCAACAGAUACAAUCAUUGGAUCUCCAAAAGGAUAUUGACCAAGAUUGGUUGAAUGAAUUAAACUUAGAUAUUGAUAUUGCUCGGCUUCCGAAUGAUAAAAAAGAUUUGAUCAAUAUCUUAAAGUACGCAAGUGGAUUCAAUUUAAACGUUUUGACAAAUGAAUUUCAAUCGAGGGCGAGGAUUUGGUCCAAUUGUAUGAGCUUUCCAUCGUACCAGUUAUAUCCUGUGUUUCAUAAAAGCAUACACUUCUUGCAUUCGACGGUGUCCAUAAAAUAUGCUACUCCUUGCUCAGGACCUAGCACGGUAGUCAUUGAUUACUAUACUGACAAUGAUAAAUGUCUUGGAUUAUUUCUCGAUCAAAUCUUCCGUGAUUCCUUAAGGACAUGUGAUGAAUGCGGUGAUUCUUUAUUAAACCAUUACAAAACAUAUGUUCAUGGUAACGUUAAAUUGGAUGUAAUCAUCGAAAAGUAUGAAAAUGUCUUUAAUGAAGAUUUACAAGAAAGAAAUCAAAGAUUGAUGUGGAGUUGUUGUAAGAUUUGUGAUUAUUCUAGCCCUAUAACAACGAUGAAUGACGAAACUUACUACAUAUCCGUCGGGAAAUUUUUGGAAUUAUGUUUUGGAGCUGAAAACGUUGUAUUGACCGAUUCAGGAUGCAAUCAUGACUUCUUCAAGCAGCAUAUUAGGUAUUUUGCUUUGAAAGAUUCUGUUAUUAGAAUGGAAUAUUCUGAAAUUGAUACCUACGAAGUUGUUGUACCAAAAAAACAAUUGGAGUACUUGCCAGACAUAGACAUUAAAUUAAAACUUGAAACUUUUAACCAAAUUCAAACUAAAUCAACUGAAUUCUUCCAGAGUGUAUUUAAUAGACUCAACAGGGUUAAGGUAGAUACAUUUGACAAGGCGGACGAUGGAAUUCAGAAAAUUGAAGAAUUAAAAACAAAACUUGAUGAACAGAUUGAUUCCAUUAAAUCUAAGACAUUAGAAAUUUAUAAUUCAACCUUAUCUACCGUUCACCUUCCCCUAAACCCUAUUUUGCGAGAGUUGCAGGAGCUAGGAGUUAUUUGGGAUAAUGAGUUUAAUGAGUUUGAAAAAAGCUUUUUGCCUACUGAAAACGAAAUCACGAAAAUCACCCAAUUUCAUUUGAAAAAGUUUUUAAUGGAUAAGUACAAUUCAGAAAGUCAGAAUAAGGAAACUGGACUAGGUGAUACAAUGAAAAAAUCGGAAGAAACGAAGGAUGAAAGUACUGAUGGAACAGAAACUGAUACAGAAGUAGACACAGGAACCAAAAUCAUGAACAAGGAUAAAAAUAUACUUGAAGAUUCAAUUCAAGAAGACAGGGGAGGAUUCCCUGAUUCCUCAUUGAACAAAGAAAAGACAAAAGAAAUUGGGAAAAUGAUUCCAUCAUCAUUAUAUGGCCAGUCCAACGUUGUUGAUAAAAUUAAUAGAAUGGAAGCCUUAUUGGAAAGUGAAAGAAAAGCGCAAGAUAAAGAUGCAAAAUCACUGAACAAGAAAAAUGUAUCUUCAAAUUCAAAAGCUUCUCAAGUAUCUACCGCUUCAGGGGGUGACAAACAACCGACGGCAGAAGAUCAAUCAACAAUUGAGGAACAUCCCGUAGUUCAAGAGCUUCCUCCAAAUAAAGUGUCUCAGAUUGCUAAUUUUUUCAACCAAAUGAAUUUUGAUCAAAUUUCGAUGGAAUUUAGAAAGCAAAGAGAAGAGGAGUUACAAAAGAAAUUGAACAAAUUUAAAGCCAUACCAAUAGUGGCAUCAAAACCUAUUGUUGAAAUUUAUGAUAACAUUGAAGACGUAGUAGAUGUUAAUGAUGAGACUGAUUUAGAUAAGAAAAACUUAAAAAGAUUACAGAAAAAAACUUCAAGUCAGGAACCUAGUUCAGGGAAGGUUCUGCCUAUUAUGAAAGACUCUACAUCUUAUAAAAACGACGAGGGAAAGGUCACUCCAUAUAAGAAUAGAGAAAGUGACAAGAAUAAGGAUUCUAAAAACCUUGAUAUACCACAGCCUGAAAAGAACUCUCUACUAAAAUCAUUAACAAACUUCUGGGCCGAUAGGUCUGCUACAUUAUGGGAUCCCUUGGAGUAUCCAUUGGAUUCUAGUGAGCAUACAUUUGCCGAUUCAGAUGUUAUAGUAAGGGAAGAUGAACCGAGUUCGCUAGUAGCUUUCUGUUUGUCGUCGCAUGAUUAUAAACAGAAGAUCAAAUUAAUGGGAGAGAAUAUUACAGACGAAAACAUCGAAAUUAAUGAAUCCAAUAACAAAAAGUUCAAGAAUUUCACUAAAAUUGAAAAGAAGUUCAAGACAAAUUAUAGCAGUGGAGCUAAGCUAAACGAAUUUGAGAGUAUUAUGAUCAAGAAUAAGUCGAAUCACUUAAAAUACCAAUAUUUAGAUGGUAAUACUAACUUAUCUUGUAAAAUCUUUUACUCGGAGCAAUUUGAUGCAUUCCGUAAAGCUUGUGGAAAUGACGAGACGUUUAUUCAGAGUUUAUCUCGUUGUGUCAAGUGGAAUUCCAGUGGAGGGAAGAGUGGAUCUAAUUUCUUGAAGACACUCGAUGCCAGGUAUAUCCUUAAAGAGCUUUCAAAGUCGGAGCUCGAGUCCUUUGUGUCCAUUGCCCCCUUCUACUUCAAGUACAUUUCGCAGUCGAUGUUUCACACCCUCACUACGGCUGUGGCUAAGAUCUUUGGCUUCUACCAAAUCCAGAUCAAAAAUACCAUCACGGGAAAGACGUUUAAGAUGGACUUCCUCAUCAUGGAGAAUCUCUUCUAUAACCACAACACUACCCGUAUCUUCGAUCUCAAGGGGUCUAUGAGAAACAGACAUGUUAAACAAACAGGAGAGGAGAACGAAGUUCUCCUCGACGAAAACAUGAUCGAGUACAUCUACGAAUCGCCCGUGUUCGUCAAAGAACACCUGAAAAAAUUGCUCCGGGGCUCAUUAUUCAACGACACUUCGUUUCUCUCAGCCAUGGACGUCAUGGACUAUUCGUUGAUCAUCGGCAUUGACGAUUCGUCGAAGAAACUCUACAUAGGUAUAAUAGACUGGUUAAGAACUUUUACGUGGGACAAAAAGGUUGAAAAUUGGGUUAAGGGAAACAACCUAAUUGGAGGCGGUAAAAAAGGCAAAGAUCCUACAAUUGUUACCCCUAAACAGUACAGAACCAGAUUCAGGGAGGCUAUGGAGAGAUACAUAUUGGAAGUCCCUGAUUUUUGGUACGAAGGAAAAUAA
Debaryomyces hansenii CBS767 is the source of this 7485-nucleotide messenger RNA. It is a transcript of the gene FAB1, whose product is annotated as 1-phosphatidylinositol-3-phosphate 5-kinase. Gene Ontology annotation, biological process: phosphatidylinositol phosphate biosynthetic process. Gene Ontology annotation, molecular function: 1-phosphatidylinositol-3-phosphate 5-kinase activity; metal ion binding; ATP binding. The transcript has a single exon. Gene Ontology annotation, cellular component: endosome membrane; fungal-type vacuole membrane. The coding region runs from base 1 to 7485 and encodes 2494 amino acids. Lineage: Eukaryota; Fungi; Ascomycota; Pichiomycetes; Serinales; Debaryomycetaceae. The record is from RefSeq and is a predicted model, not a curated record.